Molecule: messenger RNA, 1761 nt
Organism: Daphnia pulex (common water flea)
Lineage: Eukaryota; Metazoa; Arthropoda; Branchiopoda; Diplostraca; Daphniidae
Exons: 3
Coding region: 286-1197 (303 amino acids)
Source: RefSeq, a predicted model, not a curated record
AUACUCAGUGAUGUGCACGUCAUACGGUGACUUAUUCGAAAAUUUGACGUUACGUCGUACGUUACGUCAAUUUUCCUUGUUUUUGAAGUUUACGGUGACUUCUACGUAAGUGAAAAAAACACUGACUUUUUACGUAUACUUUUGACGUGUAAAAAAGUCCAGUUAUGAAUUAUUACCGUAAAAGUCAAGAAACAAUUUUAAAAAUUUUGCAACAUUUGCUUUGCGAAAAUUCGUCUGCCAUUUGAAAAUUUAUGACAGUCGAUUAGAAAUAUCUGCCAACGCGACAUGGAUACUACUACUGCUGAGGAGGAAAUAGCUUCGUAUAACAGAGGUAUUUUUAAAUGGUUCUCGUUUACACCAGAAAUGGUGCAAAAAUUUUCUAUCGAUCCGAAAAAUAGUUGUAUAGUUCGCAAAGAAUUAAAAAUGAAACUUGCACUGGAGAAUGUAUCAGGGGUGUGUAAAACGUGUGGGUGGAAAUCAAAAGUUGCCUUUGGCAAUCCCUCGAAUUGGGUGCGUCAUCUCUUGAAACAUCCCGAUGUUCAUACGAAAUAUAAGCAAUCAGUAGCCAACAAAAGGAAACGAGACCGAUCCCCUACGUCUACUUUUUUCCCUGAUAGACAAGCUAAGAAAUCUAAACAAGAAGGUAUUGUGAGUGCCUUUCAGCCACCUAAUAUUGCCAAGAAGAAAGAAUUAAGUACAGAGAAAAAUAAACUUCCUCACGAUAUUCAAGAAAAUAUCAAUCUAAAAAUCUUACAUUACAUUGUUGCUGAAGCCCGACCUCUUAUCACCGUUGAGAGUGUUCAUUUUAUCAAUCUUCUUAAAGAGAUUGACCCCAGAGUAGAAGUGUUUUGCGUUAGAACUUUGAAAAGAUUAAUCGCAAAAAUUUUUUUCGAAUUUAAAGAAAAUUUGAAAAAAGAGUUUGGUGUUGCCAGUUCCGUGUGCUUAACAGCCGACUUUUGGGGCUCAAACAACAGAAGUUUUCUGGGAGUCACAGCCCACUGGCUAGUUUCCGACGAACAUGGAGCUAUGAUACGCAAGUCAGCUGCUAUUUUUUGUAGAAGAUUCUCAGGAACUCACAAUUUUGAGAACAUAGCAAAAAACCUGGAUGAUAUUAUCGAGGAAUUUGCCUUGCAUGGCAAAGUAUCUCAUAUAGUUGUAAACAAACAUACACUUUAUGGCCUUGCGACCUUGGGGUAGAGGAGCCAGUAUCCAGGUUAUCUUGGUAGUUAAGGCUUGCAUUUCUUCAUCCAUCUUUUCACGCCACAGUUGUGCAUCUUCACAGGAGAUGGCAUCUUGGUAAUCGGUAGGCUCGUAUGGAUUGUCGACCUCUUCAGAUAAGGACACCAUGCUCUGAAUAAUUCUUAGAAUUCGAAUUCGAGUUGACCUACGUACCGUAGGUGUAGGUACUUGCAUACUUGGGUCAAUUUCAUCAGCAGUUAUAGGUUCGUUGGCCGUGGAAGUAACAGGAAUCGAGUCAGGAACUAGUUCAUCUCUUGAAAUAGAGAAUUCCACUUCAGUUGGUGUGUCAUUUUGCGAUGACUCAGGAACUUCCGCUACUCCCCCUGCUUCGGUAGAUGGAAUAUUCUCUUGUUGAAUAUCAUUCUCAAUAAACGAGGUGUCGGUCAUCGGCAUGUGUAAAACGUUUUCUUUUCUGUAGGUGGUCUCCAUCUGCGGGAACAUCUCUUCUUGCAACAUGUUUUCUUUAAAUUUUUCAAAUGUGCUGAUGUCUCUGGGAAUGGAGUGUGGAAUAUCUUUCGGUUU